Messenger RNA from Paramacrobiotus metropolitanus, 1056 nucleotides. RefSeq lists its product as uncharacterized. The transcript has 3 exons. NCBI's taxonomy places the organism in Eukaryota, Metazoa, Tardigrada, Eutardigrada, Parachela, Macrobiotidae. The record is from RefSeq and is a predicted model, not a curated record. Bases 306 to 686 code for a protein of 126 amino acids.
CGUACAACAACUUGAGGUCUGCUGAACUUACCGCUUCGUUAACGUUAGCCGUAUUUUGUUCGCAUAAUUACAAUGUUUUUGGGAGCGUAUAUUUUUGUGCUUGUAUGCCAAUCCACUGUGUGAAUUCCCGCGAUCGAUCAGCAUAAUCAGGGUUAAAAUUCAAUAAUGUUAUCAGACCGAAUCAAUGAGCAGUGAAGUCACUAAUGUUUUUGUAGUUUUCCGCGCUAGUUCACGAGUAAUCCUUAAUUAUAAAUUUAGUUUCCUUCAUAUAUCUAUAAAUCAGCACAGUAAGCCCAUUGCCAGAGAUGUGGCCCGUCCAGCUGUUAUAUUGGUUUAUUGCUCUGUUAUAUGUCUCGAGUAUGGAAACUAAAAUUUCUUCUGUUCGCGACCGAAAAUCGAACACAAGCGGGGAAUCCUUAUUUCCGGUUGCAGCCAGACUUCGGCAACAAAAUACGUCUACACCGAAUCCUGCGCCGGCGCAGCAUAUGUCUGUAUUCGACAAUUCAGGUAUGCAGAACUUCGAAGCGUCUGACAACGUCAGAACUGGACCUGCUGGCAGUCAAGAUAACCGGAACAAAGAGCCAGCUUUCCGAAAUUCUGGAGCCGGCUCCGAAAAGAAUGGCGUACUGCACCCGCAAUGGUGCCAGUGUACAGUUCGAACGGUGUGGUGCUGUACCUGGUCCUAAUCGACUAGAAUAUUAUUUAUGUCACAAUCUACCAGCAAGCUGCACAAAUUACUAACAACUAGUGCUUUCAGAAAGUAUAUAUGGGAUUUAUCCUUUUAUAGUUCAUACUACUCUAUUCUGCAAUACAAUUGUACCUUGCUGUGUAAGUCUAUAUUAUAUAUAGAAUUAAUAGUAAUACCAUUUGUGCUUGUGCUUAAGUAUCUGCACCAGAAAUUACGAACUGUGUUUCCUUGUGCACUAUGUUGUCUUGCUGUGGGUUGGCAAAAAUGACGUUCACCGGAAAUACCAGCUAUUCCCAGGUGUGUCACGGAUGUGUUCUGAAAAUGAUUGCAAAUGUGGCUUGGGAGGUUAUUUACGCAUAAAGAACAUU